CGCAUCUAAGGCGCAAAAGGCGGAAGACAAACAUUUUUUUGCUGAUCCAGGGACAUUUGCCACUGUUGUGCUUAGGCCCAAUUACUUACCAACACACGCUAGGCUCUUAUCUGUUCAUUCAAACCUUAUUGUGUAGCGUGGCUACAGUGCCUGACCUGCUAAAGGAGCUUGAACGAGGGCUUGCGUCACCUCCUCAAAGGAGCGUCUGCAAAAUGCAGCACUCAGCACAUAUGCAGCAGCGUCUACAGAGCAGUGUUCAUGCAUCGACGAGCGCAAGCCGUUGCAUUUUCAAGUCUGCAUCGCGAACGAGCAAUCAGUACUCGCUGACCCGCUCUCAGGCGUCCGCAAACCGGCGCUCCAAAACAUUGGUUUAUUUCCAGAAUGCAGAUGUUGCGAUGCAGGCGCCUACCGAGCUACAACUUAUGGAGACCGAAGUGUCUAAACCAAAGGCGAAAACCCUAAGUUGGGCAGGUGCUGGCAUCUAUUUCUUUUGGCAGCUGGGUGCUAUGAAGUAUCUUGCCGAGCGCUACGAUCUCACACGUGUACCAAUGGCCGGAGCUAGUGGUGGAGCUCUAGCGGCUGUGCUCGCGGCAUGUGGCAUACCUGCCGACACGGUCCUCCAGCGGGCAUAUGACCUAAGCGUUAAACAUGGAAUCUGGGAGAGGCCGCUUGGCUUGGUUGGUGUAUGGGGGAGCCUCAUUGAGCAAUGGCUAGAUGAUUUGCUGCCCGCAGAUGCCGCCGAGCGAUGCAGGGGCAAGACCACCAUCAUCGUUACAACGUUGCCGAACAUGGCACAGGUGGGCAUUACCGAUUUUACGGACAAGAGGGACCUCAUCAACGCGGCCAUGGCGAGUGCGCACAUCCCCAUGCUGUUGGAUCUGAAGUUUGCGCGACUCUGCCGGGGCAAGUACUGCGUGGACGGCUCAUUCCCGGACUUCUUUUAUAACGACAACUCGGAGUUGCUUAAGGCGGGGGGCUCGGCGGUAAUCUUUGACUAUUUCAACGAUACCAAGCUGGUUCGCAAGGGGCGCAUGGACAUGUUGUCACUGAAGAAGUACGAGGAAGUGAAGCACAUCAUGCAGCUGGGGUACGAGUACGCGGAGGGGCUGCACCAGGAGGGCCAUUUUGAUCAUUUCGAGGUGGGGGAGAUGGUGUUCGACCACCUCGAUGAUGCGGCUAAAAGGCAGAUUACGGAGGUCGCAAGCACACCGGCGUCGGAGACCCAGGUGACGGCCCUGGUGGCCACGCAGCAUGGGCCGGGGCAACGGUGA
Molecule: messenger RNA, 1271 nt
Organism: Volvox carteri f. nagariensis
Lineage: Eukaryota; Viridiplantae; Chlorophyta; Chlorophyceae; Chlamydomonadales; Volvocaceae
Exons: 6
Coding region: 213-1271 (352 amino acids)
Biological process (GO): triglyceride catabolic process; lipid homeostasis
Cellular component (GO): lipid droplet; cytoplasm; membrane
Molecular function (GO): triacylglycerol lipase activity
Source: RefSeq, a predicted model, not a curated record